AUGGUUAGUUUCUCACCUCAUACGAUCAACGAGGCGGUCGCAAAGACCUUCAUCGGAAGAUGGUUCAGGUUGGAAGGCAGUGGGCAUCCUUUGGCUAGACCAGGGUCAAAGUUUUUGACGGAGCUCAGAGCGGGUACCGUCACUGCAGCUGCGAUGUUAUAUAUCAUCAGUGUCAACGCUUCCAUUCUCUCUGAUUCUGGUGGUCCCUGUGUUUGUGAGGGCACUGCCGAUGAUCCUAUCUGUGCUGCCAAUACAGAAUACGCUCUGUGUAAGAAUGAGCUUUCAAGGGAUUAUGUCACCGCUACUUCUGCCAUCUCCCUCAUCUCAACUUUCCUCAUGGGUCUUUUCGCGAACAUGCCGUUAGGUUUGGCUCCGGGUUUGGGAGUCAACGCGUACUUUGCAUACAGUCAAGUCGGAUUCAACGGCACUGGUCCCAUCUCCUACUCUGAAGCACUCGCCGCGGUCUUCCUCGAAGGUAUCAUCUUUUUCGCUCUGACCAUCCUCGGUCUUCGACAAUGGGUCGUCCGUCUCAUCCCUAGAUCUAUCACCACUGCCAUCGGAUGUGGUAUCGGUCUUUUCCUUACCAUCAUCGGUCUUAGUUCCAGUGGUCUCAACGUUAUCACAGGAGGUAUAUCUACCCCCCUGCAAUUAGGAGGAUGUAAAUCGGAAUUCGCAGAUGCAACAACGGGUUUCUGUGAUAGUCACGUAUUACAAGAUCCAAGAAUGUGGCUGGGUAUCUUCGUUGGAGGUGUUCUUACUGCCUUCUUGAUCUUAUACCGGGUUAAAGGUGCCCUUCUCUGGCCCAUCCUCCUUGUCUCUAUCAUUUCAUGGCCCCGUCCUACCUCCGUUACCGCUUUCCCUCACACCGAGGUUGGCGACUCGAACUUUGACUUCUUCAAGAACGUCGUCGCGGCGAGAGGAUUCAAGCUAUUAGGCCCGUCCAAUGUGGACUGGAAGGCUUAUAGUAAUGGAAAAGUAUGGGUUGCUUUGAUCUCCUUCCUCUACGUCGAUCUUCUCGACACAACCGGUACCAUGGUUGCUAUGUCCAAGCAAGCUGGUCUAUACGAUGCUCGAGAUGGUGACUUUGAAGGCAGUUCGAUUGCUUUCCUCGUCGAUUCUAUUUGUAUCGCCUUUUCCGGUUUGUUCUUCGGUACCUCCCCUUGCACACCAUUUGUCGAAUCUGCCAGUGGUAUCAGUGAAGGAGGAAAGACCGGUCUUACAGCUAUCACCACUGCAUUCUGGUUCUUCAUCUCAAUCUUCUUCGCUCCUAUCCUCAGUAACAUCCCUGCCUGGGCGACUGGAUCUGUAUUGAUCGUUGUUGGAGCUAUGAUGAUGGAGAACGCAGCUAAGAUCAACUGGGAUUAUAUGGGAGAUGCCAUCCCUGCGUUCGUGGUCAUCGCCGUGAUUCCUUUCACCUACAACGUUGCAUACGGUAUCAUUGCCGGAUUGAUCCUUUUCAUCCUCCUGCACAACCUGCCCAAGCUUGCGGGUAUGGUCUCACCUCGAUUACUCCCUCCUGGAUGGCACGAUCUCAAAGAACCUUACAACUCGACUGCUUUCCUCAAACAACCCAAUGGUAAAGGUCGAGUCAGCUUUUUGGCAUUAUUGCCACCCUGGUUGAGGAAACUUGUUAGCGGAGAGAGACGAUUCUGGGCUUAUACCGACGAAGAGAUCCAGAGGAUUUUGGAGGGUAGAGCUAUGUCAAAGGAAUCGGACAAUGCAGCUGCUAAGAUGAGACAGGAGGAGAGGGAUGAGAUGAGAAAGCGAAUGGGCGAGGAAGUGAUCCACCCAGCGGAAGACCACAAGUCGGACGAUCACACCGAUGAUGUCAAUGCGCUGGAACAAGGCAUGAUGGCUAGUUCCACAUAUGAAAUGGAGAGGAAGUAG
Kwoniella botswanensis is the source of this 1887-nucleotide messenger RNA. RefSeq lists its product as uncharacterized. Bases 1 to 1887 code for a protein of 628 amino acids. Gene Ontology annotation, molecular function: purine nucleobase transmembrane transporter activity. The record is from RefSeq and is a predicted model, not a curated record. Gene Ontology annotation, biological process: guanine transport; adenine transport; transmembrane transport. NCBI's taxonomy places the organism in Eukaryota, Fungi, Basidiomycota, Tremellomycetes, Tremellales, Cryptococcaceae. Gene Ontology annotation, cellular component: plasma membrane. The transcript has 7 exons.